AUGCUUUCACACAUUUUGCAGCAGAGAUGCACGAAAAACCUAUAUUACAACGGCCACGAAAUCACAGGAAGCAGAGCACACCACGCUGUGAACCAUCGGUGUGUUGACGGGAACUCCGAAGCUCCAAGCGUCGGCUGCGGAGGAAUAGGUGACCCGGACCAAGCUAGCCUAAUGCGAGUCGUCACCUUGACAAGUAACAACAGAACCGGAAGUCAUCCGCAGAUCCGUCUCACCAGAGGGUGCUUCGAAUUGUGGAAGCCAGCUUCAGUCACUUUCUGUAUUGCACUCAUGAGCUACAGACGAAGCACGAAGCAACAGCAUAAGAGUGGUGCUUCACUUGCAAUUUCUCCGGAAGAAACAAGCCUUUUGCAACGUUACUAA
This is a messenger RNA of Dicrocoelium dendriticum, 381 nucleotides long. The record is from the annotation of a GenBank genome assembly. NCBI's taxonomy places the organism in Eukaryota, Metazoa, Platyhelminthes, Trematoda, Plagiorchiida, Dicrocoeliidae.